Molecule: messenger RNA, 2460 nt
Organism: Lindgomyces ingoldianus
Lineage: Eukaryota; Fungi; Ascomycota; Dothideomycetes; Pleosporales; Lindgomycetaceae
Exons: 5
Coding region: 1-2460 (819 amino acids)
Source: RefSeq, a predicted model, not a curated record
AUGGGUGCAUCCCCAUGGAUAAGCCUUAGCAGUAUGAAUAAUAUGAUGCGGCGCAAUGAGGCGCAGAGAGGCUUCUUGUGCCCAUGGACUGAACAACACAACUUUUACUCAUGGCAGCUCUUUACUUCCUGUCUUUACCAGGCCUUUCGGGUAAGGGUGCACCAACGACUCACGGAGGCAGCCUUGCUCGGUAGCUCGAAAAGGCAGGGUGGGAUUGCCGAAAAGAGGGCUAGAUCGUAUCUUCAAGGAAAUACUUCCACAAUGGCAAGACCGUUUCUGGGGGCUAAGGAGCUCUACACCUUUCUUCCGGACGAUAUUGAGAAACUAAGAAUAGGCCCACUAGAGAGCAAACUCUACUCCAUACGAGUUUUCGGUUCAUUCGAAUAUCCCAAGCUCCCUGGCCCAGACUACAUUCGGCUCCUCCACCUAGAGCCCGCCUCUGAUAACCCCUUGGAAUUAAGAGGCUGCCUCAAGGUUCACAGGCUCGACGCGCAGUGCGAAUAUGAAGCUAUCUCAUAUGCUUGGGGCGAUUAUCCCGAGUUCAACAGGGCUCUCUUCUUGGAAAAUCAAGUUUUGAAGAUUACCGGCAAUCUGUAUGCCGCGCUCAUGGCAUAUAGCUACCCUGACCGCACCAGAGUACUAUGGGCGGACGCUGUAUGCAUCAAUCAAGCGGACACAGUCGAGAAGACUCAACAAGUCGCCAUCAUGGCUGAUAUCUUUAGCAAGGCAAAAACAGUGCAAAUCUGGCUCACGCCAGCCUCAGGAUGGGCAAAGGACGCUAUGGACUUUAUGGCAAAUCUCUCAUCGAAGGCAGAGUCUUUUGGGAUAAGUGCUGAAGUUGAUCAGCCUCGAUGGAUCCCGAGCUGGCCUUCUCUCAACAUCACCGACGAAGAAGCGAAAAACCUCAUUCACGAUGCCAUCGAAGCCCACGUCGACUAUCUCCUCUUUCGCUCGUGGUUCAAUAGAGUAUGGGUUGUUCAAGAAGUCACCUUGGCCGUGAAGCUGGUCGUAUCUUGUGGACAUUCCGCCGUGGACUGGACUAAUUUCGCCCGCGCUUUAGAAAUCCUUCGCGGAGCGCUACGGCAAAUCCCGCAAGGAGAAGAGCGAUCGAGGCUAGAAGGCAUCAAGCCAGCUUGGGAACUUGUACGGCACCGGGACGUCUUCAGACUGCUGGAUCAACAUGGUGAUAGGAACCAUCAUCUCAUGACCAACCUUGCCGGGGUGCAGAUGAGUAACAAGGCUUGCUCUGACGAUCGCGACCGGGUCUACGCAAUGCUAGCAAUGACGAGAUCUCCAUACUCUAUGACUCCAGAUUAUGACAAAACCGUAGCCGAAGCUUAUACUAACUUCACCAGGAGGUAUUCUCCAAACACACAAAUUUAUUCGGCGGGACUGUGCCGAAGACAACCCCGCACCAAUUUUGGGGGUGUAGACAUGGACCCCAAGAAUAACCAACGACUGCCGAUUGAUAUCGCAGAUCGCAACUACCUGCCUUCGUGGGUUCCGGAAUUUCGCCCAUCAUUAAACCUUGCAUGGGCUUCGCCAUUUAAUGGAAACUAUUGUACUGCUAAAGGGACCCCGUUCUACUUCCUCCCGCAUCCGGAAAUGCUCAAUGUCAUGUGCGUCACAGGCACCAUCUUCGAUGCUAUUAGCAUAACCAGUUGGGAAUACGACUCGAAAAGCGCACUGAAUUGCGUGUAUGACUCAGGGUUCUACUUUUCGGUUAUCGAUCUUCUGGAGAAAAUUACUUGCUCUUCUCCUGACUUUGUAUUUCAACCCAUUUCAGAACCACCUUGGCUGAUCCUAGCUAAAACCUUGACUUGCGGAACCGGCGAAUGUUAUGGAGCGGAAUUCCCCUUAGUGCGCUACUCUAUGUUCCAGAGUCUCAAUCACCUCGAACAAGGUAGCUUGCCUUGGCUGACUGCAAUCUGGGAUCGCUUCACAGCACAUUGCUUUGCUCCAACCGGAGAAGUAUUUCAACACAUGCUCCUUAAGACACUGGGAGUAGAGCCUAGGCCGCUUUCUACGGACGGCAAAAUUGCAUAUGGGUUCCUUGUCUACUUAGCUAAUACCCUUGUUUACAACCGGUUAUUCAUAACUAUGGAAGGAUAUGUAGGACUUGCUCCAAGGUACAUUCGGGGUGGUGACCUUGUUGCCAUUCUUAAUGGCUGCCAUAUACCAUACGUGGUUCGGCCUGCAUGGGAGGUGAAGUACAAGGAUGAGCUGCUUAAGGGGGCGCUCCAAGUUAUUGGGCCCUGCUAUCUUCACGGAAUCAUGAACGGAGAAAUCCUCACGAACCGGGAUGCGCCCCGGUUCUCGCGGUUGAAAUGGACAAGGCACGACGGUGAUAUGGCUGAUUCUUUAGAAGGAAAUGACUUCAAUGCCUUAUGUACUUGCUUGGCUCUAGAGCUGCAACUUACGUAUUUGAAACUCACAACAAUAUAUCGAACACAUUUUUAG